CCGAAGCCCUCCUGGCCGCCUGUCCCGCCUCACCUGGACCCCCGCCUGGACCCCCUGCCUCACCUGGACUCCCGCCUGGACUCCCGCCACCCUCAACCAUGGCUUCCCGGCUCUCCUGGCUGCUCCGCCUGACUGCCUUCUGCUAUCUAAUCGUGCUGCUGGCCGGACAGCACCACGGUGUGAAUAAAUGCAUCACCUUAUGCAAGAACAUGACCCCGAAGAUCCCCAUGGAGCGUCUCAUCAGCUAUCAACGCAAUCAAGCAUCUUGCGACAAACCCGCCAUCAUCUUGAAGACCAUAAAAAACAGAACCUUCUGUGCUGACCCAGCAGAAGAAUGGGUCCAGAAAACCAUGAAGUACCUAGACGAGAAGGCUGCUGCUCUUGUUCAGAACGGCGGCACAUUUGAGAAGAUUGUGGGUGAGCCCAGGACCACCCCUGCUGCCAGGGGCACGGACAGGUCUGCGGGCUCAGAGCCCAAAGCCCCAGGCGAAAGCAAUAGCCAGCAGGCACCAAGGGCCUUGGGGACUUCCCCAGAGCUGCCUACCGGAGUGGCUGGUUCCUGGGGGACCGGGUCCCCCGCUGCUCCGAAGGCUCUGGACGGAGGACCUUUGGCUGGGCCCGAGAGAACUGAGAUUUUCAGCACCACUUUCGCCACCAGCGCCACAUCUUGGCAGAGCUCUUCUGCUUACCAACCUGGGUCGGACCUCUGGACUGAGGGCAAGGCCUCUGAAGCCCCCUCCACCCAGGCCCCCCCCACCCAGGCCCCCCCCACCCAGACCCCCUCCACCCACGCCCUCCCCACCCAGACCCCCUCUACCCAGGCUUCCUCCAACCAGACCCCCUCCACCCAGGCCCCCCCCACCCAGGCCCCCUCCACCCAGGCCCUCCCCACCCAGGCCCCCUCCACCCAGACCGCCUUCACCCAGGCCCUCAGCACCCAGCCCCCCCCCACGCAGGCCCCCUCUAUUUCACACAUAGCCCCAGCGGACAGUGUUGGGUCUGAAGGACAAUCCGUGCGGAUCGAUGGACAGGAUCCCACACCAGAGGACUCUCUAGCGUCCAAGGAGAAAGGUUCCAUUUCAGUUCGUACAGGUGCUUUCACGGGGCCUGGCAGCGUUCCCCAUGUCUCUGUGGCCCCAUUCUCCUCUGAAGGGGCCCCCAGCAGGGAGCCAGCGACCUCUAGCAGUGGGGACCCCAAGACCAAGGAGCCCACCCACGCCACUGUGAGCCACCAGAGGCAUGGGCUCCCCAAUACCCCGCCUCCAGACUCCGGGGCAGCUACCAGGAGGCAGGCAGUGGGGCUACUGGCCUUCCUGGGCCUCCUCUUUGGCCUGGGGGUGGCCAUGUUUGCCUAUCAAAGCCUACAGGGCUGUCCCCGCAACAUGGCAGGAGACAUGGUAGAAGGGCUUCGGCAUGUCCCUCGGAGCUGCGGCAGUAACUCCUACGUCCUGGUGCCAGUGUGAACCGCCCACCUGCUUGUGUCCAGAUGUUCAACUCAAACAGCUGCCUGGGGCCCCCUCCUCAGUCCUCCCCUCACCCGAGGGCCUGGCCUGAGCCGGGAUGACCCAAGCAAGGAGGCGGGACCCUCCGGGUGGGAUCAGCUGCCCCCACUUCCCAGGCAGGCCCCGGGAGGUCCCCUUGACCAUCCCUGACCUACUGGAAACAGAGGGAGUGGCCUCUGCCACUCAUGCCAAUGUCCCCGAGUCGGAAAAUUCUCUUCUGCUGCUGGCUGGUUAGAGGUUUCCUUCGACACCGUCCCAGCCCCAGUGACAAUUAUUUAUUGAAUGCUCAGCCCCUCAGGCCCGUGUCCCCGUGGGGGUACCACGGUCAUCCCACCUCACAGUGAGCCUCAGGCCAGGUCCUCUGCCCACCCCCUCCAACCUCAUUGUGUCUCUUGGUCCUGCUGCCGUCACCAGUCACCCGCCACCUGCGGUGCUAUCUCCCCUGUCCCUUGUACAGAGCCCACGCCCCCGCAGGGGGCCUGUCUUUUCUUGCAUGAGGGGGUGCGGUGCCUGCUGGCACCGCGCCCCAUGAAGGCCCCACCCUCAGUCAGCGCCGCGGGAAGGGGAGAUGCAGCUACCAGUGGUUUGGGUCUUUUUCCUUCCUCGGUCUGUGCUGUAACGGAGAAGGAAUACGGACUCUGAGUGGGAAGCCGGGGCGCUAGUCCGAGGGCCCACUAUCGGCCCGACGGGGCGUCCGUCCCUGUGGCUUCCCACCUGUGAAAGGGAAGGGGGACAGCAGAUAGGUGGCAAUAGCCUGUACCCCCGACAGUCGUCAUCGCUAAGUGGUCCCGAGGUCCCUUUCCCCAGACCCUGGUGCAGCCGCACAGCCGUCCUCAGCAGAGCGCCUUCACCGUUCCCUACCAGCCCGUGGGCCGGGCUGUCGCCCGGAGGGCCUGGCCGCCCAGUCCUGCCCCGUAGGAGGGAGCCAGCACCGUGGGCCCCCAGAGUGGGGCUCGGGCUGGGGUACUUGUGGGGCAGAGACUGGCUUUAAAGGACCCUUUCUGACUGUGAGGACAGCCCCUCUCUGUCCACUAGGCUCACAGGGACACUGAGACAGCCCUGGGGACAUGUGACAGGCUGAAGAAGGAGGCGAGGCCUGCAGGCCCGGGGAGAGGCUGAGGCACUCCACAGAAGGACCCAGGGAGAAGCUGCGGGGCACGGUCACACUCCAUGUUGGGACUUGAAUGUUGGACUUGAGUCCAGCAUUCGGUCUUUCUACUUGUCCCCAGCGCCCUCUCUGGCUCCCAGAAAACACUGUUCUCUGCACACCAUCUUCUCCCCACGACUGGCAGGGCCAGAAACGUCCAUGGUGUUUUCUGUAAGCUCAGAGCUUCCCGUGUUUCUUUCUGAAAGGAACUCUGUCCUGGGAGAGGGACCCGUUGGGGAAGGGAAGCGGAGGUCGUGGGUUCCUUUUUGGCUGCUGAGGACUCAGGCGGACCUGGGUGAGACUGGAGGCUGACCGGCUAGCCCACGCCCCCUGGCAGAGCUGGACCUGCAGGCCUCGCCCCUCAGGGUCCCUGGUGGCAGCGCCCCACCUCCUUCUGAUUGUCCCCAAGGCUGAUGCCUGCCCUCCACCUGAGAAACCUCCCAGGGGCUGGGCUUCCUCCAGGUACAGGUGACACAUUCCUUCGCAGAUGAUGCUCGAGGAAGCAAAGGAAGGACUGGGCCCCCUGCGCUCCCCCGCUGGGCACGACACCCCCUGUUUGGACUUGGCUUGAAUGGAGGGGGCACUUUGGGGGGGACAGCAGAUCUGAAUGCACUUUUUUUGGCUCCUGCCAGCUGGGAGCCUUCAAGGGCUGGGGUACCCACGGUGGGGCUCCCCUCCUUUGUCAAGAAGCAGCUGGGGCAGCUGGCCCCUUUCCGCGACUUUGUUCGCCCCCCUGGCAGGAUACGGACAAGAACAAUUCGGGGAGGGCUUUAGGAGCUGGUUGAUCCUUUUGCUUUUCCACCCCUAUCAUCAAUGUCUGUGCCAUUUUGUAUUUUACUAAUAAAAUGGAAAAGUCUUGUGAAUCAAACAAA
Messenger RNA from Pteronotus mesoamericanus, 3521 nucleotides. It is a transcript of the gene CX3CL1, whose product is annotated as C-X3-C motif chemokine ligand 1. Gene Ontology annotation, biological process: immune response; eosinophil chemotaxis. Lineage: Eukaryota; Metazoa; Chordata; Mammalia; Chiroptera; Mormoopidae. The record is from RefSeq and is a predicted model, not a curated record. Gene Ontology annotation, molecular function: chemokine activity. Gene Ontology annotation, cellular component: extracellular region. Bases 99 to 1463 code for a protein of 454 amino acids. The transcript has 3 exons.